AUGGGUUCAGGAGCAGCUUCUGCAACAAUAGAAGAUGAAGAAAAAGGGUGGGGGCAGAGAGAAGGAACCCGUCUCACUAUACCUCGCUCGUUGUCGCAGGUGGAAACGCUUCUCGAUGAGUGGAUCGAGAAGACUGGGUACCUCCCUGGCGAGGAUCUCAUCCUUGACCUCUGCGUUGAGCUCCUCCAGGAAACGGGCCGGCCGCAGGUUGUUGCAAGAGUGCGAAACUCUAUUGAGAAAUCAGCGGUAGAACUCCUGCCCUGGCGGAGAGAAGAGAGCAAACGAGAGGCCUCGGCUCCAUGUGCAGAGGGAUCGAACACACAAAUCAUCUCCUCCUUAAACAGAGAAAAAACGAUCCAGAAAGUCCGCCUCCGCAUCCCAGCUGGCCGCUCCCCACUGACGAGCGCGUCCGCCUACUACUUCAGUGCCCUCAAGAAUUCUGUGGUGUACGAACCUCCUCUCCAAGAAAAGAAAAUGCAGAGAAGACUCACCACUCAGCAGGCCUUGGAAAUGAUCCUGAGUGAAGUAAACCCUUGUGACUCAGAUGGAGAAGACAUAGAACUUCAGCCGGAUUCGGACUCAGAGCUGUCUUAUCUGUCUUCAGAUGAGGAGACUGCUCCUCAACCAAAAAAGAGAGCCCGUUUGGGGACUGACCUGACAGAGACAGCGAAAGAUGGCACAGUGUGGUGUGAAGAACAGGUGGGGACGCGUCUCCCUUUCACCCCAAUCAAAGCGUGUCUACUGACGCUGACGGCGUAUGCGCCCAAACGGAAGAAGACCGUCUACAUUCUUAGCAGCAUGCACAGCGUGAUUCAGACUGAUAAUACCACCAAAAGGAAGCCAAACACUGUCACCCUUUACAACACCACAAAGUGCGGCGUGGAUGUGAUGGACCAGAUGGUGCGGGAGUACACUGUCCGUACAGGGACACGGCGCUGACCAGUUGCCGUGUUCUAUAACAUGAUUGACAUGGCAGCACUGAAUGCACAUGUGCUGUAUCAAGCAUGCACCGGAAGGCAGGAAAGACGGGUGGACUUCCUGGUGGAGCUUGCAAGAGAGUUGGCUAACUUUCAUAUGUGUGCGAAGAAGGCAAGAAAAGAACAAUUGCUUCGGACACAACCCUCCACACCUAGCCCUGGAAAAAGAGCCAUGUGUCAGGUCAAAAACCAAUGCAAGAACAAUCAUGCCACUGUGCGAUGUGUUCACUACUACAGAUACACAUGUGGUAAAUGCAGACGGGAGAUACCAUGGCAGUGCCAGGAUUGUGAGUGAUUGCUGGAAUGUACUCACUCACUUUUUAAUAUUAUUUGUAAAUAUGUGUAAAAAUGGUUGGUUUCUUUAUUUUAUUUUGUACUAUUUUAUCAAAUCUCAGCAACAAAGGAAAAAAAAACAUGUGUGUUGAUUUCUCCCUAAGAUGGCAAAGUGAAACACAAGUUUCCUUGAAGUGGCUCAGCAUGGCCCCACAUUGUUUACAUAAUAAAAGCAACUGUUCACAGCUGAUUAAGGAUAUUAGCCUAAAGCCUUCCAGCCCAUCGGCUGUCCUGCGGGUUUUAUAGGUAGAAAAGCCAAAUGGCUGCUCUCUGGGACUUCUAGUGUUAAAGAGGUGUGUGAACUUGCAAGCAUGAUGUCAGACACCGUAAUAUGCUCUGGUCCCCUCCCUGCUUACCGUGGUGAUGAGAUGCAUAGCAGAUUGUCAUCACUCAAUGGCUGGAUGUCUAAGUGGUGCCCGCAGAAUAACAUAGGUUUCAUAGACAAUUGGAUAAGCUUUUGGGGCAGACCUGGGGCCUCAUUUAUAAAACUGUGCGUAGGAUCCUUACUAAAACUCUACGUACGCACAAAAGCCAAAAAUAGCGUAUGCAAAAAAAUAUUCAGAUUUAUAAAACCAUGCGUACGCACACCUGCACGCAAUUUUCACUUUAUAAAUCACAGCCUACCUGAUAAUUUGCGCACGCAAAAAAAAAAAAAACAUUUAUCGCCCUUUAUCCGCCCACAUUCAACCAUAUAUAGACAAUGCAAAUUACCUCACUGGCCAUGCUUAUUAAAAGGAGCAAGGAAAUUUCUGUUUUUUAAAAACAAAAUCAUGGCAGCAAUGGAGAGCAAGGGCAAGAAGCGAAAUUUCUCUGAGGCAGAAAUAGAGAUUCUUGUGAGUGAGGUGGAUGAAAGGAAGGCUAUUUUGUUUGGUGGCCACAGCAGUGGAAUUACCAAAAAAAAAAGAAAUAUUUAGAGUGGCAACACAUCACUGCUGCGGUAAACGCAGUUGCUUCGGCAAACAGGACGGUUCCAGAUGUAAAAAAGAAGUGGUCCGAUCUUAAGGUGGGAGCAAAGAAACGGCUUGCCUCUCACCGACAGAGUGUGUGUGCGACUGGUGGGGGCAAAGGCGCCCACGAUUUGUCCCAAAUGGAGACCCGAAUGGCCUCGAUUCUCGGCCAAACCAGUGUGUGUGGCAUUGUGUCUGAGAGGGAGGGAGACACAGAUGUGCUGGAUACAGGGGAACCAGGUAAAUAACUUGUUUGCUCAAUUAAACAAAAUAAAUUGGUUUAGUCCUUAUUCUUGCAGAGUCUGCGGGAGACCAGUGUGACGAAACUCCCAGCGCAGAGUCUGCAGGGGCUAUGGAGUUUCCCGAGGUCCCCAGCACAAGUGCGUCCCGACCUUAUGGCAUGGCGGGAAGUGGCCGGGUGCUGACUGAGGCUGUUCUGCAGACACAGAGAGACACCAUUAAUGCAAUUACUGUAAUCGCAGAUGAGCUUAAGCAAAUAAGGGUUGUGCUGGGUAACAUUGCAUCUACAUUAAAAGAUCUUGUUAAAAAAUUAACCUUUGCACUGUUGUUCUUCACAAAUGGCGCAUUACUUCCUGAUGGAGCCUUGCUCCCUGAUGAUGUCCUUCUUGUUGGGGAGGGGGGUGUGGGUCAGGCUCUUCAUGCUGGUGUUGUGGUAGGUCGGGAGGAACAGCGAUACCAUUCAUCAGUGCAAUGUUGUGUAAAAUAGCGCACAUCAUGAUGAUCUGGCACACUUUUUUUUGGUUGAUAUAAAAGUCUACCACCCGAAGCAUCAAGGCAACGCCAUCUACACUUGAGGAGGCCAAUGGCUCUCUCAACUACUGAGCGCGCACGAGCGUGGGUAUCAUUAAAGCGCACUUCUUCUGCGCUCUGAGGGUUUGAGAAUGGGGUGAGUAGCCAGCGCCUGAGCGGGUAACCGCUGUCACCUGUAAAGUAUAACAGUUUAUUUGUACAAUAGGCUUUAACUGUUAUGUAAAAACAAUUAUAUGCAUUUACUUACCCAGAAGCCAGCCAUCGCGAACGGCACCUGCCCUAAGUCGAUUCCCUACACUGCUGUGCGCUAGAAUAAAAGAGUCAUGUGUAGAACCAGGCCAUCGUGCCACAACAUUCCUUAGAGUCAAGUUGGCGUCACAUAUAAUUUGCACAUUUAUUGAAUGCACAUGUUUGCGAUUCACAUAAAUGAAUUCAUCUACAUAUGGAGCCCUUAUAGCAAUAUGAGUGCAGUCGAUUGCGCCGAUUACAUUUGGGAAACCGGACAUUGCUGCAAAUUGCCUUUUGAUAUUGGCCUGUUCUCCAACAGUGUAAGGAAACUUUAUGUAUCGAUUGGUCAUUUGAAUAAUCCCUUUCAAAACUGCAGGCAUUAAUGAGCUUAGGGUUGGCUGUGAAAUCCCAGACCUAUGACAAAUUAAUAGGAAUGUUAAAAUCAAUAAGGUUUUGCAUAAAAAAAGUACACGUAGUUACCUGUCGCCUAUUUCCCGCUGAUAUGUCCCGGUUGCCAAAAAUCCUAAAACUGAAAGUACUUGGGUUGGUACCGGGAUGGCGCGGUUCUGUGUUGUUGGUCUUUGUAAUGCUGGGCCAAGUUCAGCACACAGAUCCAAGAGCAUGGCUCUAGGAAAUCUAAAGCGGCUUAUUAGCCACUCAUCAUCAUGGGCUAGGAAAUCCUCACGGUCCCUGAAUACUCUUUCCCUCCGAAGUCUGCCAUUGGCAUAGUCUUCCAGCAGUGCCAGCGCAUCCAUCAUACAAUAUGCACUUAAGUGUUGCUGCAGUAGGCUAUUUAUGUUUUCAGCUAUCAGAUUUAAUCAUUUACACCUUAUCACAUUAAUCACAUAAUGAGUGAUAGGCCUACAUCCAUUUAAGAUAUAUACAUAUAGUUACUUUUAUGUCUUUAAACUAAACAUGCAUGUAUGUAUCUUUAGGACCCAUAAUGGUGAUUUUAAUGUUAUUUGUAUUUUUUGUUGUAACCGGGACCUAUGAGCAACUUGUAAAUAUUGUAAAUAUUGAAAUAUGUCAAAGUAAAUUUUGCCAUUUUGCAAAGGGUUAAUUCCCUUUAUCCGCAGUCAGUUCCUCAACUCACCAUCAGUGUCGCCAAACUGCUUUGUCUUCAAAAUGUGCGUACGCAUGGGUCAGAGUUUGCGUGUAGGUGCGCAUAAUUUCACGUCAAGUUUUUCUUUAUAAAUCCCACCUUUUGCCCAGGAACUGGCGUACGCAUGUUUUCAGCCCCGUUUUGUGCGUACGCAAGCUUUAUAAAUGAGGCCCCUGACCUGUUGAAAAGAGAUGGUCUUCAUCCCUCCUGGGGUGGUGCCGCUCUUCUUUCUAGAAAUAUGGCACAUAGUCUUAGAGUU
Molecule: messenger RNA, 4617 nt
Organism: Cyprinus carpio (common carp)
Lineage: Eukaryota; Metazoa; Chordata; Actinopteri; Cypriniformes; Cyprinidae
Exons: 4
Coding region: 1-939 (312 amino acids)
Source: RefSeq, a predicted model, not a curated record